UGUGGGGGGCUCCCCGGUGGCGCAGCGGUUGAGCACUGGGUUGCAAAGCUGCCCGAAGCCUCCGCGGCACCGGUUCAAUCCACCUGGCAGGACCAUGGCUACUUAGCAACCUACAUAAACAAAAAUGGCAGCUUUGCCAACUUGAGAAUAUACCCACAUGGAUUGGUGUUGCUGGACCUUCAGAGCUACGAGGGUGACACGCAAGGCAAAGAAGAAGUUGAAAGUCUUUUGAACAGAGUAGAAGAAAGAAUGAAAGAACUGAGUCAGGACAUUGCUGGCCAAGUGAAGCGAUUGCCACCCAUAGUUCGUGGAGGGGCUAUAGACAGAUACUGGCCCACUGCUGAAGGCCGCCUGGUUGAGUAUGACAUAGACGAAGUGGUAUAUGAUGAAGACUCACCAUAUCAGAACAUCAAAAUCCUGCACUCGAAGCAAUUUGGGAAUAUUCUCAUCCUUAGUGGGGAUGUCAAUUUGGCAGAGAGUGAUUUGGCGUAUACACAGGCCAUCAUGGGCAGUGGCAAAGAAGAUUACACUGGCAAAGACGUUCUGAUUCUGGGAGGUGGAGAUGGGGGCAUAUUAUGUGAAAUAGUCAAACUGAAACCAAAGAUGGUCACGAUGGUAGAGAUUGACCAAAUGGUGAUUGAUGGAUGUAAGAAAUACAUGCGAAAAACGUGUGGUGACGUCUUAGACAAUCUUAAAGGAGACUGCUAUCAGGUUCUAAUAGAAGACUGUAUUCCAGUACUGAAGAGGUACGCCAAAGAAGGGAGGGAGUUUGACUAUGUGAUUAAUGAUUUGACUGCUGUUCCGAUCUCCACAUCUCCAGAAGAAGAUUCCACAUGGGAAUUUCUCAGACUGAUUCUUGACCUCUCAAUGAAAGUACUGAAACAGGAUGGGAAAUAUUUUACACAGGGGAACUGUGUCAAUUUGACUGAAGCCCUGUCGCUCUAUGAAGAACAGCUCGGACACCUGUAUUGUCCUGUGGAAUUCUCAAAGGAAACCGUCUGUGUCCCUUCAUACUUGGAAUUGUGGGUUUUCUACACUGUUUGGAAGAAGGCUAAACCUUGAAGGUCGGCUCGCUCUGAUCACGCGUGCUGCAGACGGUCCUCCUGACCUUCACACGCUAUACAUGACAUCGAAACAAGUCAGGCAAUUGAUUGUGAAUUCCUUCCAGUUUUCUUUUUUUAAUUAUUAUUUUUAAUUUAAAAAAAGCGAAUGGAAAAUGUAUAUUUUGAUGAGCUAGGGUGUUAUUUUUUGAAAGUCAGCUGAAGGAUGAUUAGACACCACAGCGAAAGCUGCUAAAUGCACUGAAACCCUAGAAUGUGAUUUUUGUUACUUUUUUUUUUCUGUGUGGGCCUCUUUUUUUUUUUUUUGUUCAUUUGUUUGGUAGCCUUUCAAUUUGCUUGUUUGGAGGAAUGGACAUCAUUGUUUUUAUUCUGGAGGGAAGUUCUUGUUGGUGUUUCUUUUCCCAAAAAUUGACUUAAAGAUUAAAAUUUGGUGCUUACAAGAAAGUUAAAAAAAAAAGAGAAUACCAAUGAAUCAAUUAAAAUCACAAAAGAAAAA
This is a messenger RNA of Talpa occidentalis (Iberian mole), 1557 nucleotides long. Its product is annotated as spermine synthase-like. Gene Ontology annotation, molecular function: spermine synthase activity. Lineage: Eukaryota; Metazoa; Chordata; Mammalia; Eulipotyphla; Talpidae. The record is from RefSeq and is a predicted model, not a curated record. The annotation marks the transcript as partial. Gene Ontology annotation, biological process: spermine biosynthetic process. The transcript has a single exon.